AUGCGGCAAAAAAGUAACGGUCGCGCGAAUUCCACACCUCCCACGCGGCCCACGCCUGUCCCCGGGCUUAUUGCGGCGAUGACAGCUGCCCAGAUCUCAUCCGUUGUUGGCAGCACAUUCCUCCAGAGAAGAGGUUUCGCCACUCCCGCCGACGAGAAGGAUCUCAUUGUCAUCGGUGGAGGACCGGCUGGUUACGUUGCGGCCAUCAAAGGUGCCCAGGAAGGUCUCAAGGUAACAUGCAUCGAGAAGCGUGGCUCACUGGGAGGAACUUGUCUCAAUGUCGGCUGCAUUCCAUCAAAAUCGCUCCUCAACAACUCACACCUCUUCCAUCAAGCCAAGCAUGACUUUGCGAACCGAGGAAUUGACGGCGGUGAGAACAUAACUCUCAACCUGGAGAAAAUGAUGAAGGCCAAAGAUACCUCCGUUACUGGCCUGACCAAGGGCAUUGAAUUUCUGUUCAAGAAGAACAACGUCGAAUACGUCAAAGGCGCGGGAUCUUUCGCGGAUGAGAACACUAUUUCCGUCAAGCUGAACGACGGCAGCGAGACCACUCUCCGUGCCAAAAACAUCAUCAUUGCGACUGGAUCAGAACCUACACCUUUCCCUGGCCUCGAGGUCGACGAGAAGAAGAUUGUCACUUCUACUGGUGCCAUUGCAUUGAAGGAGGUCCCCAAAAAGAUGAUUGUCAUCGGAGGUGGUGUCAUUGGUCUCGAGAUGGGUAGUGUAUGGAGCCGUCUCGGUGCGGAGGUUACUGUGGUGGAGUUCUUGGGUGCCAUCGGUGGACCCGGUAUGGACAUGGAAGUCGCCAAGCAGACACAGAAGAUUCUCCAGAAGCAGGGUCUGAAAUUCAAGCUCAAGACCAAGGUCGUGACUGGUGAUGCCAGCGGCGAGGGAGUCAAGUUGGAGGUCGAGGCUGCAGACGGAGGCAAGCAGGAGACGCUCGAAGCCGACGUCGUCCUCGUCGCCAUCGGUCGCCGACCCUACACCUCUGGCCUCAACCUCGAACAAAUCGGCCUCGAGACCGACAAACGCGGCCGCCUCGUGAUCGACUCCCAAUACCGCACCAAGAUCCCGCACAUCCGCGUCAUCGGCGACUGCACCUUUGGACCUAUGCUCGCCCACAAAGCCGAAGACGAAGGCCUCGCUGCCGUCGAAUACAUCACCAAGGACUACGGCCACGUCAACUACGGCGCGAUCCCAGCCGUGAUGUACUCACACCCGGAGGUCGCCUGGGUCGGCCAAUCGGAGCAGGAGCUCAAAGAAGCCGGGAUCAACUACAAGAGCGGCAGCUUCCCCUUCAGCGCCAAUAGCCGCGCUAAGACCAACCUCGACUCCGACGGCUUCGUCAAAUUCCUCGCGGACGCCGAAACCGACCGCAUCCUGGGCAUCCACAUCAUUGGCCCCAACGCCGGCGAGAUGAUCGCCGAGGCGACCCUCGCCCUCGAAUACGGCGCUUCCACCGAGGACAUCUGGCGGACGUGCCAUGCCCAUCCUACCCUCUCCGAGGCAUUCCGGGAGGGCGCAAUGGCGGUCUCGUCCAAGGCGAUUCACGCGUAG
Molecule: messenger RNA, 1557 nt
Organism: Dissoconium aciculare CBS 342.82
Lineage: Eukaryota; Fungi; Ascomycota; Dothideomycetes; Mycosphaerellales; Dissoconiaceae
Product: dihydrolipoyl dehydrogenase
Exons: 3
Coding region: 1-1557 (518 amino acids)
Cellular component (GO): mitochondrion; oxoglutarate dehydrogenase complex
Molecular function (GO): dihydrolipoyl dehydrogenase (NADH) activity; flavin adenine dinucleotide binding
Source: RefSeq, a predicted model, not a curated record